Molecule: messenger RNA, 1035 nt
Organism: Paramisgurnus dabryanus
Lineage: Eukaryota; Metazoa; Chordata; Actinopteri; Cypriniformes; Cobitidae
Gene: mrpl40
Product: mitochondrial ribosomal protein L40
Cellular component (GO): mitochondrial large ribosomal subunit; mitochondrial ribosome
Source: RefSeq, a predicted model, not a curated record
AAACGGUAGGUUAUUCUGACCUACAGCUACAGAUCCACAUUGUUCACCGGAAGCUGUGAAGACAGUUUAAUAAUCACAUCGCUGCUGAUGCAUAUUAAAUUGAUGUUUUUGUAAAUAUGGCUGGGAUUGUGUGUCGAGUCAUAUCGAGUCAAACAUGCUGCCGUCCUGUGCUGUCUUCUGGCAGACAGAGUCCCUGGUUUACAUCAAUCCUUACUAUAAAAACCUCUGCACCAUUAAGAGCAGAGCCGAAGAAGAAGAAAAAGGUGGAUCCACGGCGAGAGCUUAUGAUGAAAGAACGUCUGAAGAAGAAACUGAAAAAAUUAGAGAGAGUUCCACCAGAACUGAUUCCCAUUGAAGAUUUUGUCACACCUGCUAAAUGUCUUGAUGAAACCAGGGUCCGAGAGGGUCCUAAACUGUCAUUUGAAGAGAGUGAGCGCAGAGCCCUGCUUCUUAAACAAUGGUCCAGAUAUAAAUACUCCCAGCACCAGACUGAAAUGGCUGUUAUUGAGGAGGCGCUGGAGGCCCAGAGGCAGGCACUGGAAGAGCUGAAGAUUGAAUCAGAAGAUCUUUACAAAGCAGCGAUCAAACCAGAUACUGAUCUGUUCCCUUUCCAGCAUCAGGGUCCCUGCUACACACCCUCAUUUCCAAACUAUGAAGCCCCAGAUGGCAAAUACAAUGACAUUACAAGAGUAUACACACAAUGAGGGGUGUAUUAGGUGUGUAAGGUUUAUUGAACAAAAUAAGGACUGGGCUCUUCAGAUAAACCAGUGUCAACAUGACUGAUGAAGAACAGCUGGAGAAGAUUUAUCAAAACAUUAAAGAAAACAGGACUGUGAGAAUGAACAACUUUAUUCAUGUGUAGUUGUGCUUAUUUACAGCCAAAAUAUCUGUUAUUGUUCUUUAUGCAUUUCAUAAAAUCUCUUUUUUUACAUAAAUAAAUAUUUGUUAACACCCAGUGUGGGACAGCCCACACAGACACAGUUGGUUAAUAUCUGGAAUAGAUCUUUAAAAAAAUUAAAAGUCUUUUUUCACUAA